AUGAUCAUUCGAACAUUGAGACUGCAAUUGCGAUUGCCAAAACCAGUUUACAUAUCCCCGCCAUGUCGGUACUACUCAACUGAUCUUGAGAAAUUGAAAAAGGAAUCUGACACCACCGAGUCCGAUAACUCGGCAUCCGCCACAGGGGUUAUUGAUAAAACACACAACGAAGUGUUGUUGUAUUACGACCACAUAUACCCAUUUACAACAUCCAGAAAUGUUGUUAAACAGUAUUUGUCUCGAUUCAGUUUACCCUGGAGCACCGCCUACGACAAUGAGAAAUUGAAGCAGAAAGUAUGGGACUUGUCUUCGCCAUUGGCAACAACUGCCAAAAUCACUGAGUUUGUCCCGCUAAGGAGAGAUUCUGGGGCGUUUGUCAAAUUCAAGUAUCCGCCAGAAGUCCCUGCCACCCAAUUCAUUGAAGAAAUACGAGAGAACGUUGAGAGAAAUGAACAAGAAAGAGUAAACAGCAACAUACUCACAAGACUCUACCACCAGAUCUGGCGAAAUGUGCCAAAGGUGUACUCCGUAAAAGGUACACCAUGGAUUGAAGACUUGCGCCGGUUCCCCAGUCCCAAACUCUCAGUCAAAUUCGAAGGUGAUCCGUUGACCGAAGAAGAAUUGUAUGUGUUGUUCCGUCGAUACGGCUUGAUUAAUGAGAUUGAACCUGGUGCCACUGAAGCGUUUAUAUAUUUCCAUAGCACGAGAGCGGCAAUCAGUGCUAAACAUUGUAUCACAGGCAUGGUGUUGAAUGGGGGCAAGACCACGCUUCACAUUCAAUUUGUUGCCAUUAAGAGAUCGAAUUUCUUGGUUCUGUUGAUCUCGAACCACACUAAGAUUGCCAUCCCAGUGUUGAUUGCGCUUUUGGCCACAUUUGCUGUGUUGAUUUUUGAUCCUAUUCGAGAAUGGUUUAUUGAGUACAAGAUACUCCACAACAGGAAAUCGUUUGACCAGUUUAAGGAGAGCAGAUGGUUCAAGUAUCUCUACAUUCCAUACAGAACCAUCACUGGAUGGGUGUAUAGUAGUUACGACUACAUUGACAGUCAAAUCCAGGAGGUUACCGGGCUGAGUUGCUCUGAGGAGGAUGACAGCAGCAACGGCUCAAACAUUGUUGAUGGGCAAUCGGUUCGUGACCUCAAGAAUGAAAGCAACAUGUUUUGGAUAGAAAGGUACGAAAAGUCAAAGCAACUCCAGUUAUGGAUUAUGGAGAAUGCUAACACAUUUAUCAUUGUCAAGGGGCCCCAAGGGUCUGGUAAAGAGGAGUUUGUGUUAGAGCACAGUUUGGGGUCAGACGAACGGUUAAAUAAGAAAGUUUUGGUGCUUGAGUGUGACCAGUUGGGCAAAGCACGGUCAGACAACAAUUUGAUAAACACGACUGCAUCGCAGUUGGGGUAUUUCCCAGUUUUCACAUGGACAAACACGGUGUCACGUUUUGUUGAUUUGGGAGUUCAGGGAUUAACCGGACAGAAAUCAGGUUUAAGCGAGAGCAAGGAGACGCAAAUCAAGAACAUGUUUCUGUUGGCGACCCAAGCCAUUCGGAAAAUCACAACCAAUGAGUACAACAAAUAUGUCAAGAGUGUUGAGAGAAGAAACAAGAGAUUGAAGGACGAUGAGAAAAUCGAAGUCCUCAAAGAAGAACAAUUCUUGCAACAGCACCCCGAAGCUAAACCAAUCAUUGUGUUGAACAAGUACAGCCGUCGUGCAGAUGUGCUGCUGAAUGAUUUUAUUCCUCCAUUAGUUGCAGAUUGGGCGUCUGGGUUGGUGCAGAACAACACGGCACAUGUGAUAUUUUUGACAGCAGACGUUGGGUCGCUCCAGCUCUUGAAUGAUGCCUUGCCCAACCAGGUGUUCAAGGACAUUUCACUUUCCGAUGCCUCCAUGUCCAGCUCAAGACAGUAUGUCUGUGAUGUACUUAAGGUCAAAGAUACUAGCACUUUGGACGAAUGCCUUGAGCCUUUGGGAGGUAGAAUGUUGGACUUGCAGUCGUUUAUCAGACGUAUCAAGUCAGGAGAAAGCCCACAACAGGCAAUCAACGAGAUGAUUUCCCAGGCUGCUGAGUUGAUAAACACAUUUUUCUUGAACAGUCAUCACAAAUUUGGUGCUGGUGAUAGCAACUGGGAUCCAUCGCAGGUGUGGCUCAUUAUGAAGUUGUUGUCUGAAUGUGACACCAUUAAUUAUAGUGAGUUGGUGAAACUGCCAUUGUUCAAAGUAUCGAAGGAAACGUUAGAGAUUUUGACGACAUUAGAAAAGUACGAUUUGAUAUCUUUGAAGCGUGAUAAGGGGGUGUUGGAUAAGAUAUCUACGGGUAGACCAUUGUUCAAGGCAGCGUUUGCCAAUAUCAUUAGUGAUUUGCGAAUUUGGAAGUUGUAUGAGACUGAGUAUAUUGGACGGUUGAUAUCGCUUGAGGCAGCCAAGAUUCAGAAAUUGGAAGAGGAAUUGGAGAAGAUCUACAAGAUUGGUAAAGUAGAUGGCAGAAUCGAUUAUGUAUCACAGAAAAUUGAAGCGUCUAAUAAAAAGAUUUUGGAUUUGGAAAAGCAAGCUGCUGAUGUUGCAAGCUAUACGGGUAAACCAGAUGGCAAAUCAUUUUUAGGUAUCAAGUUUUGA
This is a messenger RNA of Candida albicans SC5314, 2604 nucleotides long. RefSeq lists its product as uncharacterized. Lineage: Eukaryota; Fungi; Ascomycota; Pichiomycetes; Serinales; Debaryomycetaceae. Gene Ontology annotation, cellular component: mitochondrial inner membrane. Gene Ontology annotation, molecular function: nucleic acid binding. The coding region runs from base 1 to 2604 and encodes 867 amino acids. The record is from RefSeq and is a predicted model, not a curated record. The transcript has a single exon.